UUUGUCUCCUCUCUUCCUUCAAAGGUUUUUUCAUUACAAAACCCCUAAGUAUCUAAUCUGUUUUAUCUCUCUUAAGGGUUUCUAUUUGGCUGAUGCUGACUAUCUUCAACAAAGUUCUGAACUUUUUGGAAGCCUAUUAAGAUCAAAGUCUACUGCUCUUAGUUGUGCGCGGUAAACUCAUUUAAAAUGGUUUCCGAGAGUUGUUUCUGAAAAAGUGGACAUUUUCCAAGAAUUCCAAGAAUACUCAUUUAAGAUUUAAAUCAAGAAAGUAUCCACCUUCAAUAGUUUAUAAUCAUUUUUCUGUUAAUUAUUCUUCUCCAAUUGUUUUGUUUUCUCCUUAGCUAGUCUCUUUGUCUCCAAACCAAGAAACAAUUUGCAACUAAAAGAAAACUUUUUGCAGAAGACCCAAUAAAAAGAUGGAAAUUACAAGUCAAGAUCAAGAUCAUGAUAUGCCCAUCCCAUUAAACACUACAUUUGUUGGUGGUGGUGGUGGUGGUCAUGGUCACAUGAUCCAUCAUCAUCAUGAUCAUCAUGUUGCUAAUUCUGCUCCUCCAACUCACAACACUACUACUCAACCACCGCAAAUGCCGUUACAGGUUAAUGGUCAUGGCAACAAUCAUGAUCAUCAACAUCAUCAUCAAGAUCCUCAUCAUGUGGGUUACAACGCCAUCAUCAAGAAGCCUACGACAAAGUACAAGGAGUGUCUCAAGAACCAUGCAGCAGCUAUGGGAGGCAAUGCCACUGAUGGUUGUGGAGAGUUUAUGCCAAGUGGUGAAGAUGGCUCCAUUGAAGCUCUCACGUGCUCAGCUUGCAAUUGCCACAGAAACUUCCAUAGAAAAGAAGUUGAAGGCGAAACAACCGCCACCGCCAUUUCCUCUUACCACCAAACGCCUCCACCGCGAAAACUCAUGCUCAACCACCAUAAUAUCAGAUCAGCCAUGCCUCACCAAAUGAUCAUGCCAAUAGGAGUUUCUAACUACCGGUAUAUGCAUAACUCGGAGUCCGAUGACUUUAUGGAGGAAGACGGGGUAACCACCGCGUCUAGACCGCUACCGCACCCGCCGUACAACCAGAAGAAGAGGUUUAGGACGAAGUUCACGCCGGAACAGAAAGAGAAGAUGCUGAGUUUUGCUGAGAAAGUUGGGUGGAAGAUACAAAGGCAGGAAGAUUGUGUUGUUCAAAGGUUUUGUGAAGAAAUUGGAGUGAAGAGGAGAGUCCUUAAGGUUUGGAUGCACAACAACAAACUCCAUUUCUCCAAGAAGAACAACAAUAACAACAUUAACCUUGAAGACAACGAGAACGACAAGAUCAACAAUCUUAACAAUCAUGUUGAUCUGUCCGGUAAUAACGACCUCACUAAGAUCGUACCAUGAUUUAAUAUUAAUUAUGCUGUUGUUUAUGAUUUGAUUAUGAUUAGUCAUCGUUAUGUUAGUUACUAGGGUUUCAAUAUUAUUUUCUAGUUGGUGUGUUUAUAUAUAAACUCGUUUUGCUAUCUGAUU
Molecule: messenger RNA, 1499 nt
Organism: Eutrema salsugineum
Lineage: Eukaryota; Viridiplantae; Streptophyta; Magnoliopsida; Brassicales; Brassicaceae
Product: zinc-finger homeodomain protein 4
Exons: 2
Coding region: 417-1373 (318 amino acids)
Biological process (GO): regulation of developmental process; regulation of DNA-templated transcription
Cellular component (GO): nucleus
Molecular function (GO): DNA-binding transcription factor activity; transcription cis-regulatory region binding
Source: RefSeq, a predicted model, not a curated record